This is a messenger RNA of Austrofundulus limnaeus, 1569 nucleotides long. It is a transcript of the gene shtn2, whose product is annotated as shootin 2. NCBI's taxonomy places the organism in Eukaryota, Metazoa, Chordata, Actinopteri, Cyprinodontiformes, Rivulidae. Gene Ontology annotation, cellular component: cell leading edge; axonal growth cone; cytoplasm. The record is from RefSeq and is a predicted model, not a curated record. Gene Ontology annotation, biological process: positive regulation of neuron migration; neuron projection morphogenesis.
UUGGGGGAGGGUUUAAGGAAUUCCCACUCACUAUAGUUUCAGUAUUCACUAACUGCUGUCCUGUGACAAAACAGCUUUUUAUUACUGUUGGAACAUARAUCUUUUUAUUUUAUUAAAGAGUUAAACUCUCUGUAUGCUAAAGAAUGCGGACACAGGAUGAAGACGCUACAGAUACAGAUUCUGAGGGAGAAAGCUGCUUAUCUUCUGAAGACUGGGGAGAUAUUCAGUGUGAGAUCCUGGAGCAGCAGAGAGAUGAAGCCAAUCAGAGACUCACUGAACUGGAGGAAGCUUCCAAUCAGCUCCUGAAGGAGAUGAGCGUUCUGGAGAUGCAGUUUCAGAUUGAGCGCUCCUGCAGGGAGAGUGCUGAGGCCUUGGCUCUMAAAGUUAGCAGCGAGAACAAAGUCCUGAAAAGGAAGAGCCAGAUGUUGAUGCCGCCUAUCCUGGAGCAGCCGGACGACCUGCUGUCCGUGACCCCUGAUGACCUCACAGCUGGUACUGAUGUGGUUGAUUUUGGCAGCAACGAGGACAUGUUGCUGCUCGAGAGUCAAGCUAAAAUCACAGCACUGCAGACAUCAGUGGACAGUUUGUUGGCUGAGAAGCUGCAGCUGGAGCAACAGGUGGAGGAACUAACCAAGGAGCAGGUUCAGAUUAAAGAACAGCUUUCUGUGGAGAUUGGAGAGAAAGAAGCCAUUCUGAGGAAAAUGAGCAAACAGAGCAAGACCGUGAACAAAAUCAAAAGAGUGUCCCAGCUUGUCACCGAAGAGUUCACAGAAAUGUCCCAGAAACUGGAGCUGGAGCAGGGCCUUCGGCAACAUGCUGAAGACUUCGCCCACCAGAUGUUGACUGAGCAAACAACGGCCCAAAGAUGGAACCUGAUGGAGGCUGGCYUCUCUGGAAGUGAUGUGCAGCUGCAGCUGCAGCAGGCGCUGGAGCAAAUAUCCACCAUCAGCACAGUCCUGACCGAUGUCCAGCUCUACUACCAGGAGCAGGUGAAACAGAGUAAAGGUGCCGAUGAUGAGGAGAGCGGCUCCGAGCUGCAGAGCCUGAGAGAGCAGCUGGAGAAAAGUGAGGAGGAGAGGAAGGAUCUGGAAGCACAGCUGGCUCAGGCUAACACAUCUGUAACUCAGCUGCAGGAGGAAGUGAAACAGUUACAAGAAACGUUGAGCAAAGAAAACAAACCUGAGGAACUGGUGAACGAACCUGCUCCACCUCCACCACCUCCACCCCCUCCACCCCCACCACAAGCCCCUGUCAUCAAUAUACAGGAGUUCCUCAGGAGCAGGAGCAGGAAGGGCGGCGCAAUCCCCAACCAGGGCAGCAGUGUGUUCCAACAGCAGGCGCUGGACCCUGGGCCGGAGAGAGCGGCGCCGCACCUGUGCUCCGGAGGCUGAAGCAGAACAGGGAGCAGAGGGAUUCCCGCAUCCGAGCAUCAGCYCUGUUCAUCAGCCACAAAGCCUGACCAUUAGCAAACACCUAAUAUACUUACCUAAUACCUUUGUGUCUUUUAAUACAGCAUUUGYGGAAAAUUUACCUGAUGAAAAGUUUAAAUAAUAAAAAAACAGCUCUUUU